Molecule: messenger RNA, 453 nt
Organism: Acanthocheilonema viteae
Lineage: Eukaryota; Metazoa; Nematoda; Chromadorea; Rhabditida; Onchocercidae
Source: the annotation of a GenBank genome assembly
AUGCAUAUUACAACGACACUGCAAUUUGAAAAAGGACCACGAAAGGUAAUAAAGCGUGCUUGGGAACGUCCAUCAUUUAUGGUCGCAAAACGGAAUGCCCGAGAACGGACACGAGUUCAUGCUGUUAAUCAGGCUUUUGUUGCACUGAAAUUUCAUUUGCCGGCAAUACGAUCCAAUACAAAAAGAGUAUCGAAGUUAAAAAUUCUAAGGGCUGCUAUUAAUUACAUUGCUGCGCUGACCGAUUUACUUCACGGAAAUACAGAUUUUCCGAAGUUGAAUGCAUCGAACUAUUGCUCCGAGGGCACCAUGAAUGCCUCGUCUGGCAAUAGACGUGACAAUCAAGUAACAAGUAAGGAUAAUGUAAUGAAGAGAGAAGAGGCGCAACAACAUCAACAACGCGUCGUACAUCAAAACAUCUACGAUGCUGUUCAGUGUUAUGAUAAGCAGUACUGA